This is a messenger RNA of Lampris incognitus (smalleye Pacific opah), 920 nucleotides long. RefSeq names its product metalloprotease TIKI2-like. NCBI's taxonomy places the organism in Eukaryota, Metazoa, Chordata, Actinopteri, Lampriformes, Lampridae. The transcript has 3 exons. Gene Ontology annotation, biological process: negative regulation of Wnt signaling pathway. Gene Ontology annotation, molecular function: metalloendopeptidase activity; Wnt-protein binding. Gene Ontology annotation, cellular component: organelle membrane. Bases 81 to 920 code for a protein of 279 amino acids. The record is from RefSeq and is a predicted model, not a curated record.
AGAAGGGGGAAGAGGGGAAGAGGGAAGACAGAUAAGUCCAUCUGCGGGACAGACCGUCCUCUGGGUUCUCUCCUCGGGACAUGAUGGUGUGUCCGCCGGGGCUCCGCUGGCUCCUGCUGAGCGCCCUCCUGCACGCCGCGGCGCCCCGGGACCGCCGCGGCGCACCGGGCCGAUGCGAGCCGCCCGAGUCGCAAAGCGAUAUGAACUCCUUCCUUUGGAUGGUGAAGCGCCGGCCACCCCUCCCUCCGUCCUACCUCUUUGGUACCAUCCACGUGCCCUACACCCGCGUCUGGGACUUCAUUCCCCAGAGUUCCAAGCAAGCUUUCCACAGCAGCCCCAAUGUCUACUUUGAGCUGGACCUGACUGACCCUCUGACCAUCUCCAAGCUGACCAGCUGCCAGCUGCUUCCCCACGGGGAGAACCUGCAGACCCUGCUGCCAAGAGACCUGUACCGCCGCCUCAAACGCCACCUGGACUACGUCAAACACAUGAUGCCCUACUGGAUGACGGCCGACCAGCGAGGCCGCGGCCUGUACGCCGACUACCUGUUUAAUGCUAUAGCUGGGAACUGGGAGCGGAAGAGGCCAGUGUGGGUGAUGCUGAUGGUCAACUCCCUGACGGAGUGGGACGUCAGGUCGCGGGGAACGCCAGUGCUGGAUCUGUUCUUGGCGCAGGAGGCUGAGAGGAUGGGGAAGAGGACGGGGGCAGUGGAGAGGGUGGAGGAGCAGUGCCACCCCCUCAAUGGGCUCAACUUCUCACAGGCACCUGGUCCCAUUGGUGCCAGCGGUGCAGUUCUGCGGAGGCGGUCCUCUGGCGUGGACGAGUGCAGCUGCACCUUGGCUCACCUCGGCGGAUCAGGGCCGCCAGGGCUUCCGUGGGUUGGCUGUCACCAGAGUGACCACGUCUUUAUAGACCAGUAG